Messenger RNA from Eutrema salsugineum, 542 nucleotides. RefSeq lists its product as uncharacterized. The transcript has a single exon. Bases 89 to 385 code for a protein of 98 amino acids. NCBI's taxonomy places the organism in Eukaryota, Viridiplantae, Streptophyta, Magnoliopsida, Brassicales, Brassicaceae. The record is from RefSeq and is a predicted model, not a curated record.
GGAAGAACAAAGAAAAAACUUCACUCCUAAGUCCUAAAAGCCUAACUCUUUAGCUCAACGCAAAGAACACAACCCUUUUUGUUAAAAAAUGGUUGAUACUCAAAAUACCUUUUCUGUUUGCCGACCAGCCGAGCAGAAUCUAGCACCUCAACCUCUGACUCCGUUCUCCGCCGUGACCGUGCGCCGUGCCACAGCCUCACGACCGCGCCGCCUCAUCUCUGCCACAACCCUCGAUAUGAUCCUCGAGGAGGAGACGGAAGAAGAAAAUCUUCCAAGGACUGCCACUGCCAAAGAUUCUCUUGUGGUAUUUCCGACGACCUCUUGUUUCUUGAUGUCCAAGAAACAAGUCUCUUUUCUGUUAUACGGAAGCUGCAAGUGCACUUGAGGAUUUUUCACCACAAAGAAAUUGAAGAAUAAUAAUUGUGUUUUUUGUUUUCUCUCUUCUUGUAGUAGUUAAGACUUAAGAUAGUGAUGUCUGAUGAAGUCAGUUAUCGGUUGAUGCUUUGUUUUUAUAGAAGUUAAUUCAACUUGUUCUUCUUUCA